AUCUUUCUGAAAAGUUCUGUGGAGCGGGAGGUCGCCAGGCCUUCUGCGAUUGCUGAACCGCUGGGUGUCCGGGGUCCGGGGGAAGAUGUUUUUGACCAGUAUCUUGGAUUUUUCCUUCUUCUAGAUUUGGAAUUCUACACUAAAGUCAUCAUGGGCAUUUUCCAGAGAUUGAUGAAAAAUAAGGAACUCAUUCCUUUGGCGUUUUUUAUAAGCGCGGCAGCCACUGGAGCCUCAUCUUUUGCUUUGUAUGCUUUGAAAAAAACCGACGUGGUUAUUGAUCGAAAAAGAAACCCAGAACCUUGGGAAACGGUGGAUCCUACUCAACCCCAAAAGCUUUUAACCAUCAACCAGGAAUGGAAGCCUGUUGAGGAGCUGCAGAGAGUCCGGAGAGCGACCAGAUGAUUACUCGCUGCUCCUUUCUUCCAAAGAACACUCUAUGAAUCUAGUGGAAACACUUCUGCACAAACUCGAUUUUGAUGCCAGUGUGCGGAAAUGCUUCUGCUACAUUUUUAGGGUUUGCCUGCAUUCUUUGGAUCCUGCAUAAGCAAGCGAAGGUAGCACAUAGUCUAAAAUGGUUUUUCGUGUUUAUUGGUGUAAAUUUCAAUUUUACAGUUGAAAUUUUAUGUUUGUGAUGGUUGGAUAUUUUCCUUGAAAUGUAUAAACAUGUAAAAAUUAGAUUACUGCCUGUAAUAAAUAAUUAGAUGGCUAUCUGUAAAACGUAUGACCUGUGCAAGAGAUAUCAAAAAUUACUUAACUUUAAAAGUGGAGGGGGCAUCUUUUUAUGGGAACAAGCACAUUUUGAAGUAUAAAACUUCAACUUUUAAAUAUCAAGUGCAUAUUUCUGAGUUUUAUUUCCAAGUCCAUUCACUCUCACCCCAGAAACUUCUUGAGCAUGUAUUGUUUGCAGUAAAGAAAAAGGGUGCAAAGUUAGCAAGGGUUUGGAUAUGGUCCGUUUGGAGCAUGGAGACAGCUGAGAGGGCUGCCUGGGAAUGGCUGGUGACCAGGAACCUGAGGCAUGCAGAGACCAGCCCUGCAGAUCUCCGUGGGACUGCUGCUCCCCAGGAGGAUGGAGAGAGGAGCCUGGGGAGCCCUGGCCAGCACCCAGUACAGUCUGACCAAACAGAGACCAGGCGAUUGUUUAAUUCUUUCCAGAAUGUGCCCCCAACCCCAUUCCUUGCCGACUCCUAAAAAUGGGACGAAGUAGGAAGUUCCUUUUCAUUGACUGUAAAAUAAAUACAGCUAUAAUUCA
Molecule: messenger RNA, 1249 nt
Organism: Rattus norvegicus (Norway rat)
Lineage: Eukaryota; Metazoa; Chordata; Mammalia; Rodentia; Muridae
Gene: Coxfa4l3
Product: cytochrome c oxidase associated subunit FA4L3
Exons: 4
Coding region: 151-402 (83 amino acids)
Cellular component (GO): nucleus; mitochondrial inner membrane
Source: RefSeq, marked validated